AUGGGCACAGUCUGGGCCGGGAGCCGGAGCCGGAGCUCCAGCCCCAGGGCCGGGCGCCUGCUGGGCCUGGCGCUGUGCGCCGCCGCCGCGCUGCUUCUGCGGGGCCCGGGCAGAGCUGCCGCCUACUUCCCCGAGGAGCGGUGGAGCCCCGAGUCUUCUCUGCAGGCGCCGCGGGUCCUCAUCGCCCUCAUCGCCCGGAAUGCGGCCCACGCGCUGCCCUCGACUCUGGGCGCCCUGGAGAGGCUGCGGCACCCGCGGGACCGGACUGCGCUAUGGGUGGCCACAGACCAUAAUGUGGACAACACCUCGGCGGUGCUGCGGGAGUGGCUGGUGGGCGUGAAGAGCUUGUACCACUACGUGGAGUGGCGACCCAUGGAGGAGCCGAGGUCCUAUCCUGAUGAGGAUGGCCCCAAGCAUUGGUCCAAUUCUCGCUAUGAGCAUGUAAUGAAGCUCAGACAGGCAGCCUUGAAAUCAGCUCGAGAUAUGUGGGCAGACUAUAUUCUGUUUCUGGAUGCAGAUAACCUCCUAAUAAACCCAGACACUCUCUCCCUGCUGAUCGCAGAGAAUAAGACAGUUGUGGCUCCCAUGCUGGACUCCAGAGCUGCCUAUUCCAAUUUCUGGUGUGGAAUGACUUCUCAGGGCUAUUACAAACGAACACCCGCAUACAUACCCAUCAGGAGGCGGGAUCGCCGUGGCUGCUUUGCUGUUCCCAUGGUGCACUCCACCUUUCUGAUAGACCUCAGGAAAGAGGCUUCCCGGGAGCUCUCCUUCUACCCCCCACAUCCUGAUUAUACCUGGUCCUUUGAUGACAUCAUCGUCUUUGCUUUCUCCUGCAAGCAAGCAGAAGUGCAGAUGUUUGUCUGCAACAAGGAGGUCUAUGGCUUCCUCCCAGUGCCACUGAGGGCCCACAGCUCCCUUCGAGAUGAAGCCGAGAGCUUCAUGCAUGCUCAGCUUGAAGUCAUGGUAAAGUACCCCCCAGUGGAACCUUCACAUUUUACCUCUGUCCAGGCCAAAGUACCCGAUAAGAUGGGCUUUGAUGAGGUCUUCAUGAUUAAUCUUAAGCGUCGAUCGGACAGACGUGAACGUAUGCUAAGGACUCUCUAUGAGCAAGAAAUUGAAUGCAAAGUUGUUGAUGCAAUUGAUGGAAAAGCCAUGAACACAAGCCAAGUGGAAGCGCUGGGGAUUCGGAUGCUGCCAGGUUAUCAGGACCCCUACCAUGGUCGGCCACUCACCAAGGGAGAGUUGGGCUGCUUCCUCAGUCACCACCAAAUCUGGAAGGAGGUGGUGGAGCGUGGGCUGGAGAAAUCUCUCGUGUUCGAGGACGACCUCCGCUUUGAGAUUUUCUUUAAGAGACGCCUGAUGAAUCUGAUGUAUGACAUUGAGGAAGAAGGCCUGGAGUGGGACCUGAUCUACGUGGGCAGGAAGCGGAUGCAAGUGGAGCACCCAGAGAAGGCAGUGCCACAUGUUCGGAACCUGGUAGAGGCUGACUACUCCUACUGGACCCUGGCCUAUGUCAUCUCCCUCCAGGGAGCUCAGAAGCUGCUCGAUGCCCAGCCUCUUUCUAAGAUGCUGCCUGUGGAUGAGUUCCUGCCUGUGAUGUUUGAUAAACAUCCAGUCUCUGAAUACAAAGAACACUUUGAGAAGCGAGACCUCCUGGCCUUCUCGGUGGAGCCCCUGCUUGUGUACCCCACUCAUUACACAGGGGACGAUGGCUACAUCAGUGACACAGAGACCUCAGUUGUGUGGAAUAAUGAAAAGGUGAAGACAGACUGGGAUCGAGCCAAGUCCCAGAAAAUGAAGGAGCAGCAGGAGCUGAGCAGGGAAGCCAAGAACUCAGACGUUUUACAGUCUCCGCUUGACAGCACAGCCCGAGAUGAGCUGUGAUCCAACAGAGCUGUGUCUCAGAAGCCCCGAAGGCCUGGCAUCUAUUGGGAGCUGGUGUGGGCACAGCAGAGAGGGAUGGGGAAAGGGAGCAAGAGCAGAGCCCAGGGAGGGAGAACCUGGCACCAGAACUGUGUCUCAUUGGCACCUCAGGCUCUGGGGAGAUGUAUCCCAAGAUCUUAAGAGCCCCAUGCUCAAUUUGGGGGAAGCAUGGUAACAUGGACACAUAGUGGGAGCUUAAUAAGUAUGUGAUUGAUUAAUUCUGCAAUGUGCUCUGCUGGAGAAUAUUUUGUCUUCUUCCUUUGAGUCAAAAUCUAGGGUCCUGAGGACAUGGAAGAAGCUGCCUGAGAAGUUUGAGGUUUUUAAAAAAAAAAAUCUUUUUGAGGUUUCUCACACCAGAAAAACCUGCAGAGACCAUUGCAUUUCUGAGCAAUCAGUGGGAGCAGGGCCUUCCCUUGACUACAGGAAGGACCUCAUUUCUACCAUGUCCAAGGAGGGGGAGGGGUAGAAUUUACCAGCCCUAGAGAUUUUCUGAAGGUCAGAGAGCCACAUUUUCUUAGCCAGGUUUUGUCCCUGGAGGAUCAUCAGGACGCUGACCUGUCAGCUUGACUUUCUGCUCUAACAUUCAGCAUUACUCAGGUGACCCUUUUGGUCUGGCUCAGGUAUUAUAGAAGCAUAUGGAGGGAUAACAGGGCUGCUCUGAAAUGAGGGAGCUGUUCCGCAGGCCUUGCAGCUGGCAGCAUGGCUAAAGGGGCCCCUCUGAGUGAGGGCUCUGGGCAGCGGCACCUUCCCGCCCCCUUUGCUCUCCUGGACUUAUGGUGACUUUGUCAGCAUGUGACUAAAACUAACUUAUCUUAACCUAAAGUUUAAUUUGUACCUUAAGGAAAAUUGGCCUUAUCAUUGCUGAUGUCUGAGACCCUAACUUCAGUCCUAUGAUCCUGGGUUCCCUUUGGCUUCCUUACUGACAGAACAUGUUCAUCUUUUAUUUCCAGUGGGCUGUCUACCCUUUCCUCUCUGCUGUCAGCCAGCCCAGUGAGGUGAGGUGAUCAGAGCAGACGGGUGGUGUACACUGCCUUACUGAACUGGUUUCAAAGGUCUCCUCAUAGGGGGAUGGACUAGAUUAUUUGUCCUGUUUCUUCACUUAAUUUCUCUGUUACAUACUUGAUCCAUCAGUCACCAGAAAUUCGGAGGUGAUGUGAUGUCCUUCUUGCCUUCUGACCAUAUGGCCCUUCUUUUUGAGGCGCCUGGUGUGCCUUCUUACAAGCCCCCCCACUCCCUCUCUCAAGUUGUCUUCCCAUGAGCCCAGAUGAAACAGUGUUAGGCUGGGAAUUGCUUGCUUUCACUGCAAGUGAUUAAUUUUUGUACAUUGUUUUUGUAAAUGUUUCAAUGUUUCUGUACAUUUUUUAAAAAAAAUAAAUUGCUUUCUUGCUGUUGUC
Sarcophilus harrisii (Tasmanian devil) is the source of this 3317-nucleotide messenger RNA. RefSeq names its product collagen beta(1-O)galactosyltransferase 1 (gene COLGALT1). The coding region runs from base 1 to 1884 and encodes 627 amino acids. Gene Ontology annotation, molecular function: procollagen galactosyltransferase activity. The transcript has 12 exons. The record is from RefSeq and is a predicted model, not a curated record. Lineage: Eukaryota; Metazoa; Chordata; Mammalia; Dasyuromorphia; Dasyuridae.